Lodderomyces jiufengensis is the source of this 3876-nucleotide messenger RNA. It is a transcript of the gene RPO41, whose product is annotated as DNA-directed RNA polymerase. The record is from RefSeq and is a predicted model, not a curated record. Gene Ontology annotation, biological process: mitochondrial transcription. Gene Ontology annotation, molecular function: DNA-directed RNA polymerase activity; mitochondrial promoter sequence-specific DNA binding. Gene Ontology annotation, cellular component: mitochondrial DNA-directed RNA polymerase complex. The coding region runs from base 1 to 3876 and encodes 1291 amino acids. Lineage: Eukaryota; Fungi; Ascomycota; Pichiomycetes; Serinales; Debaryomycetaceae. The transcript has a single exon.
AUGAUACUGAUAAAAAAAUCAGUGCUAAAGAAUGUUUUGCAACAAAAAUGCAAAAAAUUAUUAAGAAAUAAUAUAACAACAGCUACAACUACCACAACCCCUUCUAUAGCAUCAUUACCAUUUACAAAUAGAAUACUAGAGCCAUUAAAAGAUUUCCCUUUGCCGAAUGGGAACUCUAAAACAAAUAUUAGUAAUAAAAUCACAACCUCAUCGUAUUUAGAUCUUCGGCCUGAUAAAUAUGAGAUAUCAGAUGACGAUAAACAAUAUAAAUAUUAUUCCUCAAAAAACGAUGAUGUAUCAAGACAACCAUACGAAAGAGAAAUCAACUACUUAAAAAACAUGUUGGAGUCAUUUUCUGCAGAAAGUUAUUUUGAAAGAAGUUUUCAAAUUUUAAAGUCAUUAUCAAAAUUAGUAAAUCAAGAAGAAUUAACUCAAAUUGGAAAUAAAUCGUUAGAAUCAAUAGCGAGAGAUUCAAAAAUAAAGCCAGAUAAUUUGAGUAAAAUAAUAUCUCAAAUGGAAGAAUUCUGUAAUUUUAAAUCAAAUGAAAGAACAGAGGCAAUUGUGUUGAAAACUUUACUACAAAAUGAUGGUAACUCAAAUGAUUAUUUUGAAUUCAUAGAUGAUAAAAAAACCAUAAAAAAGAUUUUACAAAACACAGAUAUAAUUGGAGCUGAUAAUAUGUUCAAAAUAUUUGACUCCAAAAAAAUAGAUCAAUCAUGUAUACCGCAAGAAUUGAUGGAAGUGUACAAAAAUUAUAAAUUAAAUCAACAAGGCGGAGAAGUUGCUGAAGAUACAAUCAAAUUACAACAAAACGUAGACAUAAAUCCAUUAGAUAAACAAAACCUAGAUGAAUUAUUACCGGUAGAUUCAUUUGGAUUAAAAGUCGUUAGACAUUCAUUAUUAGGUUUAAAACCAAAUUCAGAGUCAGCAUUACAAUUUGCAUCGAACGUUGAAGAAAUAGUAGAUGAUUUAGAUGAGAUUACUAAAACAGAAAUUAAAUCAGGUAAAUUAAAUUAUUAUGAAAUUUAUAAAAGAUUGAAAACUGAAGAACAAAAAGAACAAUUUAAUGAAGUUUUAGAAGUAUUUAAUUCCGAUAGACAAAGACAAAUUGAAAUCAGAGGUAUAGAGGGAGCCAAAGAAAAAUGGAAACACGAUUUCGAAGAAUCUCAAAAAAGAGGUGACCUCAACUUAAGUAAAAGUUUAAAUGCUCAAUGUUAUGAAUGGUAUCAAAAAUUAAUUCCGUUAAUAGAAAAAGAGCAUGAAUUAUGUAAAGCUUUAAUUAAAGAAGAUAAAUCAAUAGAUCAAGGAGAUCCUGCAACAGCAAAAGAUAGAGCUUAUUAUGCACCAUUUUUAAUUAAAGUAGAUGCUGAGAAAGCAGCAGUAGUUGCCAUAUUGGAGUUAUUAAAAUUAAAUGCAAGUGGAGGUGUCGUUGGAGGAAUGAGAGCUGCUAAAGCAAUAUCUUCAGUGGGUAGAGCCAUAGAAUUAGAAUAUAGAACUACAUGUAUGGCUCAACAAGAAAAUAAAGUGUCAUCCAUUAACAAAAAAAUUCCAGCUUCACAACAAAUGAGAAAAAUAAUAAGAAAAACAAUUGAUAACCUAGAUGAAAAUGGACCAGAUUGGGAUAAUGGAACAAGAUCAAGAAUUGGAGGUGUAUUAGUUUCAUUUAUAAUGGCAGUUGCAAAAGUUAAAGUAAGAAAAUAUAAUAAUGGGUCGCAAAUUGAAGAUUAUCAUCCAGCUUUUUUCCAUGGAAUGCAAUUUAUUGGUGGUAAUCGUAUUGGAGUUAUUAAGAUUCAUAAUGAAAUUGCCAAAAAUCUUACAGGAACAUCAUUUACUGAAUCUAUACAACCGCAAUCAUUACCUAUGUUAGUUAAACCCAAACCAUGGAAUUCAUUUUAUGGCGGAGGAGGACUUUAUUCAAGACACCCAUUAGUUAGAAUGAGAGAUGCACCAGAAACUGAAGCAUAUGUGAAAGCUGCUGCAAGAAGAGAUAAUCUCGAAGAAGUAUUUGAUGGUUUAAAUGUAUUAGGUACAACUGCAUGGACAAUCAAUAAAAAAGUUUUUGAUAUAAUUUCACAUUAUUGGAAUCAAGGUGACGAAUUUUUAACAAUUCCUCCAGUUUUAGAAACAGCUGAGUUCCCAUCAAAAUUAAAACCUGAAGCUGAUCCAAAGGAAAGAUUCGAACAUAAUCGAGCUAUGUAUAAAGCGGCAAGAGAUUUUGCAGCUUUUAGAUCUCAAAGAUGUGAUUAUAAUUAUAAAUUAGAAAUUGCAAGAGGAUUUAUUGGUGAAAAAUUAUUUUUCCCACAUAAUUUAGAUUUCAGAGGUAGAGCAUAUCCUAUAUCUCCUCAUUUAAAUCAUUUAGGUGGUGAUUUAACAAGAGCAUUGUUUUUAUUUUGGGAAGGGCAAGAAGUUGGAGAAAGGGGAUUAGAUUGGUUAAAAAUUCAAUUAGCAAAUGUUUAUGGUGUGGAUAAAGCUCCAUUAUCUGAAAGAAUACAAUUUGCAACUGAUAAUUUAGAUAAUGUUAUUAAAUCUGCCGAGAACCCUUUGAAAAACGAUUGGUGGACAAAAGCUGAAAAACCUUGGCAAGCAUUGAGUGUUUGUUUUGAAUUAGCAGAAGCAUAUAAGUUACCAGAUCCAACUAAAUUUAUAUCUCAUUUACCUGUACAUCAAGAUGGUACUUGUAAUGGUCUUCAACAUUAUGCUGCAUUAGGUGGUGACGUUGAAGGUGCAAAUCAAGUCAAUUUAAAUCCAGCUGAUAGACCACAAGAUGUUUAUACAUAUGUUGCAAAAUUAGUGGAAAACAGAGUCAAAAUUGAUGCUGAAAAGGGAGAUGAAAUUGCAAAGUUUUUACAAGAUAAAAUCAAAAGAAAAGUUGUUAAACAAACAGUCAUGACUAAUGUUUAUGGAGUUACUUUUGUUGGUGCAUUAGCACAAAUUAAAAAACAAGUAAGUCAACAUUUUGGUGAAGAUCAAGAAGAAAUACAUAAAUUUAUCAAAUAUUUGACUGUACAAGUAUUUGCAUCUAUAAGAGAAUUGUUUGAAAAUGCUCAUUUAAUCCAAGAUUGGUUAGGUGAAGCAGCCAAGAGGAUUAGUAAAUCAGUUUCCAUUGAUUAUGGUGAAUCAUCAGGUAGUGAACAUGAAUUACAUUCAUCAGCAGUAAUAUGGACUACUCCCUUAGGGUUACCUUGUGUUCAACCAUAUCGUGUAAAUAAACAUCAUUCAGUUAAAACAUCAGUUCAAGAUGUAUUAAUUACAAACCCAUCGGGUACAUCCACAGUUGAUGCAAGAAAACAACAAGCAGGUUUCCCACCAAAUUUUAUACAUUCAUUAGAUGCAACACAUAUGUUAAUGACAGCAACUGGAUGUGGUAAAUUAGGUUUACAAUUUGCUUCAGUUCAUGAUUCAUUUUGGACUCAUGCAGCAAAUGUUGAUAAAAUGAAUUCAAUUUUAAGGGAACAAUUUGUUAGAUUACAUACAACUGAUUUAGUUCAAUUAUUAAGAGAUGAGUUUAUUGAAAGAUAUAAAGGAUCAUAUCAAGUUUUACAUAUUCCAUUAGAUCAUGAAUUAGUUAAAAAAGUUAAAACUAUUAAAAAGCAAUGGGCAACAUCUAUAAAAAGAGGCAUAACAAUAACAGAUGAACUUUAUAUGGAAAGAAAAAGAUUAGAAAUGCUUAAUUCAACAAAUCCAGAAGAAGUUGAAGCUGCUAAAAAAUUGGAAACUACAUUAAGUGUCGUUGAAAAUUAUGAUCCAUAUCUGUUUAAUGUUGCUACAAAAACAAAUGCUUAUGAUGUUUUGGUACCUUUACAAUUUCCAGAAGUUCCAACAAAAGGUGAAUUUGAUGUUAAUAAAGUUAAAGAUUCUCAUUAUUUUUUCUCAUAA